AUGCUACAGGUCACAAAUUGUGAGAUCUGAGCCCAAAAACCGGGGCCACUGAGUUGAAGAAUAUCGGCUACCCAUUCCACCAGUGGCAAUACAGCACUCCUUUCCUUCAGGCCCAAGUUAACCCCCGCGAUUGGGCGGCGUUCCGAGAUUUCCAUUCAGAAUAUCAAACUACAAUGACGAGCAACAAUCCACCAUUUCGAAUUGCCCCGGCGCAUAGCACAGAACAUUUCGAAGCAGCCAAAGCACUUUUCACAUCGUAUGCCGAAUGGCUAGAUCUUGAUCUUACCUUCCAAGGAUUCGCCUCCGAGCUACAGUCCCUUCCUGGGAAAUAUGCGGCACCCCAUGGGGAAUUAUUACUAGCUUAUAGUGCCGACGAGGGUAUCCCGAUCGGAUGCGUGGCUGUCCGGCCUCUCAAGCAGAGGUCGGUAGAAAUGCAAGGAGAUGUUCAAAGCCAUAGAGGAUACUGUGAGAUGAAGAGGCUGUAUGUCUCUCCCGAAGCACGGGGGACAGGACUGGGGAAAGCUUUGGUGAAUUCCAUCGUGAAGAGGGCGAAGGAUCUCGGCUAUAAGAUGAUGAUGCUCGACACCCUUCCCUCAAUGAUAGGGGCCAUACAGUUAUAUAAGAGGGUGGGGUUCGUGGAAAUAGCUCCUUAUUAUGAGACUCCCUUGGAGGGGACGCUCUUUCUCGGGUUGGAUCUUACACAGAAUAUAUAGACAAAACCCAGAAUAUCAGUCUGAAAUGCUUGUCUGAAG
This is a messenger RNA of Aspergillus pseudonomiae, 752 nucleotides long. Its product is annotated as GNAT family N-acetyltransferase. Bases 174 to 713 code for a protein of 179 amino acids. The record is from RefSeq and is a predicted model, not a curated record. The transcript has a single exon. Gene Ontology annotation, molecular function: acyltransferase activity, transferring groups other than amino-acyl groups. Lineage: Eukaryota; Fungi; Ascomycota; Eurotiomycetes; Eurotiales; Aspergillaceae.